Molecule: messenger RNA, 860 nt
Organism: Drosophila serrata
Lineage: Eukaryota; Metazoa; Arthropoda; Insecta; Diptera; Drosophilidae
Source: RefSeq, a predicted model, not a curated record
CCAUGGCCGUCUUGGAAAACACCCUCAAAAUGGGGAAAUGGAGGUUCCUGCUGUUAGUUAUUUUCCUAGUGCCACGUAAUCAUUCCAAUAUUUAUGCUAUAAAAAGAACGGGAUUACUAUUAGAUCAACUUGACAAACUUUUUGUGGAAAUCACUCAAGAACAUGUUUCUAUGUACGCAAGUAACCAGGAUUGUUUCAGGAGCUUAGAUGUGCUUGAAGAAAAAUACCGUUCCAGCAUGUACGGCAUUGGAGUAAUACAAAAUAUCCUAGGAAAGUAUAAUUAUUUAACGCAAUUGUAUAAUUCUGGUUGUAAAAGGCAGAUAAAUGGAGAUUUGCUAGAGAAAGACUCAGAAUGCGGACCAUUUGGAUGCCACCAACUUGAAAUUCGUUCGCUGCCAGAUCAAUUCGCUUUAAAUAGUUCCAACAAAUAUCUGAGAUCCAAUACCAAUCACAAUGUUGUUAUAAAUAAUAGUAAUAUAACAAUCUGGUUGGUAAUGCCACCUCAAAAAAAGGAAAACAAGAAAAACAAAAAGAAAAAAAAGACAGUGCCACCGUGUAAAUGUCCAGAAUGUUGCAAACCUCCUUCGGAAAAGGAUCAUCAAUGGUUUCCCCUUCCCUUUUAUCCUUGGGGCUUUUGGGCCAAAAUAAAAAAAGUAGAAGUAGAAGCUCCUUCAAAUUCAAGCAUCCAGGUUACAGAAGGUAACUCUACUGACCGGUAAAAAAUCCAAGGAAAUCGGGAUUGGACUGGCAGCAUGUUCCAUGUUGUAAAUUACAAUUACUGAUAUGGCAAGAGCACAGGUUUGUUUGCAAUGAAUAAAAGAACAGACAAAAGCAAAGAUUUCAUACGAGAAGUAAAAAUA